This is a messenger RNA of Saccostrea cuccullata (small rock oyster), 1942 nucleotides long. RefSeq names its product peroxiredoxin-like 2A. Gene Ontology annotation, molecular function: antioxidant activity. The record is from RefSeq and is a predicted model, not a curated record. The transcript is spliced from 6 exons. NCBI's taxonomy places the organism in Eukaryota, Metazoa, Mollusca, Bivalvia, Ostreida, Ostreidae.
AUAGGGCGCCAUAGUGUAUCAAAGGGUAAACACGACGCGUUCAUCUAGGACGGUCAACAUUGAGGUUACACUGAGAUAAUGUUAUAAAGUUAUUUACGUCCCUCUGAUAAAGCAUCAUGGGUAUUUCGCCAGUACUGGUGGGAUUUGCCGGUCUUACUGCAGGGAUAGCUGUGAUUGGUAAUCUACCGGUCACAUGGUUCACAACUGUAGAAAAGGCCACACUCAAGUAUUUGGAAAAAGGAAAACUUCAAACUAUAGAGGCCAGCCCAAGGAUUUUUAGUGUCAAAGACUUAUGGAAAGACCAUGGAGUGGUUAUCAUGGCUGUCCGGAGACCCGGAUGAUCCAUGUGCAGAGAGGAGGCCCUGGGUCUGUCCUCUCUGAAGCCACAGCUGGACGCCCAUGGAGUUUCCCUACACGCUGUAGUCAAGGAGACUCUGGGCGUGGAAGACUUCAGGCCUUUUUUCAAAGGAGAUGUCUACCUUGAUCCUGAUAAAGUGUUCUACGGUCCCAAGGAGAGAUGGUCCUCAUUAUUAGGACUUCUACGAAUCAACUUCAUUCAUCAUGCCUAUACUGUUCGCAAGAAAAAGAUUCCAGGAAAUCUGGAAGGGGAAGGCCUUCUUUUGGGAGGCGUGUAUGUAAUCGGGCCUGGACAGAGUGGAAUUUAUUAUCAGCAUCACGAAAUGGAAUUUGGGGACCAUGCUAACCUUACAGAUGUUCUUGAGGCCGUAAAGAAAAUAUCAGCUGAUCUCAAAAAGCAAUAAUCCUAGAAAUUACAUAAAAAAUUAAAAUGUUUUUCCUUAAAUGUUGAAUACCUGUGUCGUAUAGUAAUCUUGCCGUAGAGCAAACCUUUCAUUGAAAAAGUUUACUACAUAUAUAUAGAUAACAUCUUUCUCCUUGAGUAUUUGUAAUAUACUUAACUUUCCUCUCGUAUACUCUAUUGGGGAUAUGUUUACUGUAGCUAAUAUUCUGAAAUACAUAAACCCGCUUGUAGAAAGAAAAAAUGAAAAGAAUUAUCAAUUUGCACUUUUUUUGUGCACGCAUAUACUAUUUCAUUGAAGACUAAUUUUCAAAACUUUUAGGGUUAUCGAGAUUUGUGGAUAUUUGUCUUAUUUCAAGUUAUUUGUCGAUAGUUGUGUGACACAAAGAUCAAUAUUUCCUGUAGGAUACAUUUCCUAUAGACUGCAUAAAUUUCAAAUCAUUUAAGCUAAUGAUUCAUGUACACUAUAUGCUGAAGACAUCCCACGUAGCAGAAUUUCUUCUUGGUAGGAAGUUGUAGAUAUAGUUGAUAUUACCCAUGGUGGAAGAUUGACUUUAUAAUUAAUAUUCCUCAAGGGGAAUGUUGCCUUUAUACGAGUAGUAGAUCUUUCUCAGUAUUAAAGGUUGAUCAUAUAGAUAAUUCCCCAUGGUGAAAGAUUGGAUAUAUAGUGGAUCUUCCCCACUGUGGAAUGUUGUCUAUAUACUGUAGUAAAUAUUCACCAUUGUGGGAGGUUGACUUAAUUCGUAUAAGAAUGUUAGAGUCUUUGUUAGAGUUCUUCAUUGAUUUUUCAUGUACUUAUAAUUAUUGAGAUUCCCGGUAUGAUUUGUGCCAUAAUUCAUAAACAUUAAAAUUGUAUAAUCAUUAAAAUUGUAAUACAUAAUCAUUAAAAUUGUAAUAAAAACACCCAAUACAGAUGUACACUUUGAAAUGAUUUAUGACGUUUUACUCCGAAAUCUUUGAACGGAGUGAAACUGAUCUAGCUGUCAUCUUCAGAGUAGUACUUGUAUUAAAGUGUUUUUAUUUCAAUCGAAAUGUCUUGCCUUAUUUUACCAUUGAAUGUUUUAAACAAUGUUAAGACUUUUAACUUUUUGUUCAAGCAGAAAUGCAAAAAGAAAAGGAAAAAAUAAAAUUUGAAAACAUGGUUUAUUACAGAUGUUGGACUGAUUAAAUGAAUGUUUAAAUGAA